Serpula lacrymans var. lacrymans S7.9 is the source of this 912-nucleotide messenger RNA. RefSeq lists its product as uncharacterized. NCBI's taxonomy places the organism in Eukaryota, Fungi, Basidiomycota, Agaricomycetes, Boletales, Serpulaceae. The transcript has a single exon. The annotation marks the transcript as partial. The record is from RefSeq and is a predicted model, not a curated record.
CAAUGAGCAGCUUUCUUUUUUGGGGGUAACAGACCUGGGUGAUAACAGAUAGAAGUUAGUCUUGAAUCCAGACGCAAGCACAGAAAACCAAGAGGCAAUUCACAAUAACAUCGACGUCGCCAUUCACGUCGGCGCACAGGCUAUAUCUCAAGUCUUUAUACAGACGCAUGCUCAUUGACAGGAAUGAGCUGGGCUGUAAGGUGAGAUUUAGGGAGGGGCAUCUUUUAUUUUACUUGGCUCUCAGAAAAGGUCCUCACAUCGCACCAUGCUAUCGUCCAUCUCCAGAACACAUGUCGAUGUUUACUCGAGCAAUAAUUAGUGAAUAUGACUCCUCAAUUCAAUUCAACGUUGCUAUGCAAAGAAAGAAAGAAAAGUUCGCCAUCCCUCACAAUUGCACCAGAUAGAUGCCAACUCCCUCGCCCUCCGGUACAAGCCCACUGACAUUCGUCCUGGAGUUAACGCUGAACACCCUCUCCACCUGCUCCGUUGCAUUCGUCAAUCCACCCAAUCCGAUGACAUCAAAGGCUACAAAGGACGGGUCUAAGAGGGUGUUGGUGAGGAUGAUCAGCGCGGUGUUGGGUCCGAUAGUAGCGUUGGAGCCAACGGGGGAGUCGCGUGCUAACAAAGUUGGGGCAUUUUCCAGUGAGCUGACGGUAGAAUUCGAGGCAAUGGUGCCAUUCCACCAGAUUCCGACAUCGACACCAUUUAUGAAAUAUGAGUCGAAUUUUCCAUCCACGGCUUCAUUCACCCCACUACUGAUGCCUUCACCAAACACGUAUGGCAAUACCACACUGUCAAAGACGCCGCUAAACCCAGGUGCAGUCCCUUCGAUGGUGGUCACAUUACCUGUCGUCGUCGGAUAUGAGAACGAGACGGAUCCACGGGCGCCGUGGGUUAACGACAAGAAAGUGA